ACACACACGAGGAGGAGGGGGGAGCAGGGACGCCGCUGAUCUCAGAUAUUUUGUAACAGCUGUUAGAAAAUGUCUCAAGAAAACUACCAGAUCAAAUCCAGUGCAAAAAAUCAAAAACCCCUGCAAGAUAAAGUGGCCAUUGUCACUGGGUCAACAUAUGGGAUCGGCUUUGCUAUAGCAAGACGUUUGGCACAAGAUGGGGCUCACGUGCUUUUAUGUAGUCGUAAAACUGAAAAUGUGGAUAAAGCUGUCAAACAGCUGAAAGAAGAAGGACUCAGCAUUUCUGGAAUUCCAUGUCAUGUGGGCAAUGAAAAAGAUCGUGAGAAACUAGUGGCAACGGCACUUGAUAUUUAUGGGAAAAUUGACAUCCUUGUCUGUAAUGCUGCUGUGAAUCCUUUUGUUGGUCCACUUUUUGAAACUACCGAGGAAUUGUGGAAUAAGGUUUUCCAUGUCAAUGUAAUAUCAACUUUCCUUUUGAUAAAACUUGUUGUACCUCACAUCCAGAAACAAGGGAGUGGAUCAAUAAUAAUCUGUUCUUCAUUCGCUGGAUACAUACCGCAAUCAGUAAGUUAUUUAAAUAAUGUGAUAAAAAUUUGGUGUAUUUCGCUGUAA
Rana temporaria (common frog) is the source of this 612-nucleotide messenger RNA. RefSeq names its product dehydrogenase/reductase SDR family member 4-like. The transcript is spliced from 6 exons. Gene Ontology annotation, molecular function: carbonyl reductase (NADPH) activity. NCBI's taxonomy places the organism in Eukaryota, Metazoa, Chordata, Amphibia, Anura, Ranidae. The coding region runs from base 70 to 612 and encodes 180 amino acids. The record is from RefSeq and is a predicted model, not a curated record.